Molecule: messenger RNA, 1451 nt
Organism: Lemur catta (Ring-tailed lemur)
Lineage: Eukaryota; Metazoa; Chordata; Mammalia; Primates; Lemuridae
Exons: 4
Coding region: 1-981 (326 amino acids)
Source: RefSeq, a predicted model, not a curated record
AUGACGGCAGCGCAGAGGGAGCCAGGAGAGGGCACCAAGAUUCCUGCCACCACGAGCCUCUGUGCCCAGCUGUGCCGGAAGUCGGGGGCCAACCUGGUGGUCCCUCGCUCCGGAGAGGUCACCAUGUUGAUACCGAACUUAGUGCGCACACCUGAUGGGCACAGCGCACCACAGUCCAGAAGUCCUGGGCUCCAGCGAUCCUCCCGCCUCAGCCUCCCAGCCCCCUCCCACCUGCCCCCGGACUUGCCACCCCCCACACCUGCCCUGGGACUCACCACCCCCCUGACACCCGCCCCGGGACUCUCCACGCCCUCCCACGCCUGCCCCGGGAAUCACCGACCCCCCCACACACUUCUCGCGGGCUCGCGGCCCCUCCCUGAAAGCCUGAGAGCUCCGCUAGCCGGAGAUGGAUUUGAGCAGCUGCUUUUCUCCAUGUCUCUCCAAUUAAAAAUUCCUUCCUUCCUUGGCAACCCUUGUCUCAAUCAUUGGAUCUUUGUGCAAGGAGCAACUGGAUCUAGACGCAACCCCCCUGCAGUGUGGACAACAGGAAGACUCUUCCAGAAGGUGCCAUUGCCGCCAAGACCGCCAAGAAACCGCAGGGCCUGCACAAAUCCCAAGAUCGGGGCAGUGCACCCCGCGGGUGACGGAAAGAGCCGAAAGUUGGCGAAAAAGGCCGGGGGACCACGGGAAGGGCCGAAGAGGUUUGGCGAAGAGAGCCAAAAGGCCUCAGGGAGGACCGAGUUACGACGGAGAGGGCCGAGGAUGGACGGAAACCACCGAGGGUUGAGGAAGAGAGCCGAACGGCGGAUGGGCGGCGGGGCCCUGCAGCCAAGGCUCCGGGGAUGCACAGAAAGAACGUACGGAGGAAAGGAGAGUGGCCAGGGGGCCGGCAGCGAUGAGGGCGGGGACGCUCCCACAGGAACUGCCUCCUGGCCCACAGCAGCAGAGACUCCAGCCAUCACACAUAUGCUCCACACCUGACUGCGAGGAAGAGAUGGAGAAUGGCUGCUCCUGCCUUCCAGAUCUGUCCAGGAAUUCCAGUGGCCGCCUGCUCACCACUUAGUCCUGUACCAACCCUGGGAUGUGCAGGAGCCUGGGAGAAAAAGCCUUUUUAGAUUCCCAGCCCAGCGAGUUCCUGGUCUCUUACAGAAAAGGAAGAAAGACAUGCAUCAAGGUAAGUUAAGCGGCUGUCACAGCCGCCAGCCCAUUGGGACUCCUGGAGAGCCACCAGAUGAUCUGUUGUGUGUAGGCCACUCCCACCUGGGAUUCAGGGAACCUGGGAUAUCACACAAAUGAGCCCUGGUCUGCAGGCCUGUCCCCCCAGGGAUUUAGGGAAUCUGGGAAAACCCAACAGAUGAGCCCCAGUCUGUAGGCCAGUCUACCAAGGGAUUUAGGGAGCCUGGGACAAGCCACAGAUGAGCUGUGGUCUGUAGGCUACACCUCCUAGGGAU